This is a messenger RNA of Syngnathoides biaculeatus (alligator pipefish), 2753 nucleotides long. Its product is annotated as nucleolar protein dao-5. The transcript is spliced from 14 exons. The record is from RefSeq and is a predicted model, not a curated record. Bases 369 to 2645 code for a protein of 758 amino acids. NCBI's taxonomy places the organism in Eukaryota, Metazoa, Chordata, Actinopteri, Syngnathiformes, Syngnathidae.
CGCUUGAAACGAUCAUAAAAGAUGAUGCAUUUUGAUGUGUUUUAAGCGCGGGGGUGAAGACUAAAGGAAUAACGUUGUAUUUGAAGGAAAGAAAACCGUAUGAACGUGUCUUCUGGCCGUUUGUGGACCCAGUCGAUUUGCCAAAUGAAAAAGUGCCCCCCCCCUCACACACACACACAGCAAAACGCAGAAGGACGCGCGGGACAUUGAAAACACUCCGCCGCCAUUGUUACGCGUUCAACGUAAAACUCAUUUGUCGUCGUUACUGCUUGCUUGCUUGCCUGCUUGCCAGCGAGUCAUCCUUUUCCUUUGGAGAACGAAUACAUGACAUGGAGGAGAGCUGUUGUUAUUUGUGCACCUAAUAAAGAAUGGCGACGCGCGACGACGGGACGUUUGAUGACUUGGCUAAAUGUUGUCAGCCUUCCGAAGCGGAUCGGUUGCGCCGCCCGACAAGCACGCCGAGUUCUGGACUGCACGUUGGGCCGCUCGAGGAGAACCGCGCUGGCAGUUCUGCGCAGGCAGACGGCAGCGACUUCGGCAAAAGGCUGUUGCCGCUCGUCUUUGACACCGAAGAAGAAGAAGAAGAAGAAAACAUGUCGGCGACAAAAUCGACAUCUGACAAUCAUGAGAAAAGUCCCGUGGCCGCUGACAAGAUUGUCCACAUGCAAACGUUCAGGAAGUCCGCCCAGCAGCAGCAGCCUCGUGUGCCCCCUCCCGAGAAGGACUGUGAGAGCGCUCGCAACGAGUCCACAGCGGCGAGCUCGUCGUCCGACGUGACCAAAGACAUCUGGAAGUUCCUGAGGAGGGCUCGAGACGCGGCACAAUCUGAGGCCGGACCGAAGACGCCGACGAAGGCGCCCCCGGCCCCUCCCGAGUCGGAGGACGAUUUCCUGAUUCUUGACGACGACGUGCCUCUCUACUUUUUCAUCCCCACCGAAAGGAAGCAAGAAAGGAGCAAAAAGGCCAGCUCGCGAGACGGAGGCUCCGAGGACAACGGGGCGGAGACGGAUCUGCCCGGCAGGAAGUCGGUCCCAGAGCGGACGGCCCGCAAAAAACCCAAAAAGAACGAGCCCGCGCUCGAUCGGGACACGAAAAAGAAUCGACGGCCUGCGACGGACGAUCGGGAGGUCGAAUCUUCUUCUGGGAUGCCGAAGUCUUCAAAGGGCCAACCCGAAACCGGCGGCCCGGAUCCUAAGACCAAAAGAAAGAAGGCGCAGCGUCGGGAGCGUGCCGACGCUGAUGCCGAUGCCGACCGGGCUUCCCCUUCAGGUUUUGACUUUCAGAAUCUGGACCCUGCGCAAGAUUUGGCGGCAGGUGGAACAUUUGAAGAAAACGGGAGUUCCCCCGAAGCAAAUCGGGUGCUGGGCAAGAGGAAAAGAAACCCGCCCGGGGAGUGGUGGGUGAGCUGCUCUCGGAACGACGAGGCCGGGGGGGAGGCGUCCCGCGUCAAGAAGACCGAGGUCAACCGUCGAGAACCGACCCGGGCCAAGAAAGGCCUCGAGUACCCGCAAAGAGCCGAGGAGGGAAAGUCGAAAAAGAAAAAGAAAAAGAAAGGAGCGGUGAAGAAGGCGGACAGCGACGACCGAGGCGCUGGCAGAGCUCAGGAGCGGCAAGGGUCGCCGUGGCGGGACUUUGCUCCUCUGCUCUUCAGUUCUCCCAAAUCCACCCGGCGGAACCGGCGCCGCGAAUCAGAGAGUCGACCGUUCCCACGAGUUUCCAGUCAGAAAAAAGACUCCCGCACGUCCAUCCCGUCCAGUCCCGAGCCGGACGAGAAACGAGCGACCGGACCACCGUCCGCCGAGCGGCCCCGUCGGCUUCGAAACCCGGCUCGCGAAAGGUCCGACCCGGGCGAGGAAACGGGAGCCGCCCGAAGCCGAAGUCCGGCACAAUCGGGCGGAGGCGCCGUCGGAGGGCGCCCGGUCGGUCGGAGGGCGCCGCGAGCGUCCAAAACCGCCAAAUCCGUCGGCCCGAGCUCACCCGGCGCUCAGAGCGACGACGUCGUCACGGUGCGAGUCUACAGUCCCGACCGCUACGACGGAACCUUCAGCGUGGACGGAGGUCCGGCCAGCCCGGACGGCGCCGACCCUUCGCGGGACAUAUGUCGUAGCGGGCCGGUGUGCUUGAUCGACGUGGAACCGUACGGCGAUCCAGAGCGUCGGUCGAGCGGGCAGGUUUGGGCCGAGCUGUCCGUGAGCGACUUGUGCGCGCCGCCCCUCAAGCCCUUCGAGCUGGGCGCCGAGGACAAGGCCGACCUGAGCGAGUGGCUGCGCUUUCUGUUCCCCGCCUCCCUCAAAGGGAAGAAGAACAAGAGUUUGCCCGCCGUCUCCCCCGACCACUUCGACUGGUACUUCCACAAAGGCCGAGCCGUCGGCGUCGCCGAGGAUCUGCGUUGCGCCACCUUCUCCCAAGGCAAAAUGCUGCUGGGCUCCUUUAUGAAGAAACCUCUGUGGGUGGACCACAGCGCCACCACGGCGUUUUUCCUGCUAACGAGCUCCGUCAGCGUCGUCGUCGACAACGUGAAGUCGUGCGUGCACACGGGCAACUCCUUCAUGGUGCCGUGCGGCCACGCCUACAGCGUCCAGAACCUGACGGCGCAGCCCGCCGUCCUCUCCUUCACCAGGAUCGUCACCGAGAGCCCCGACUGAAGCGCGGACACCCCCCCCCCCCCGUCCGGCAGGCCCCGUCGCCGGGACCUUUUGCGUGUAAUAUAAUGAUAUAAAUGUUUGUAUGGAAAUAAAUUGACAGGAGGGUCA